Messenger RNA from Theobroma umbraticum, 1295 nucleotides. Its product is annotated as Thioredoxin family protein. The record is from RefSeq and is a predicted model, not a curated record. Gene Ontology annotation, cellular component: chloroplast. NCBI's taxonomy places the organism in Eukaryota, Viridiplantae, Streptophyta, Magnoliopsida, Malvales, Malvaceae.
AUGGUGGGAGUCCUUAACAUCCCCAAACUCCCGCUUUUCUCUCCACUUUCCCUGCGCAAACGAUCAAGACCCUUCAUUUCCAUUAAAGCCUCUUCGGAAUCUGAAUCUUCAGAUUCCGAAGCCGGUCCUGCUUCUACAAGCACCAAGGAAGAGCAAAAACCAAGCUUUGCUUUUUCUUCAACAGCAACAACAUUUGCUCCUCCUCCAAACUUCAAGCCACCAGAGCCGAAGCGGUUUACAGUUAGACCAGAUAAGACUUGGGAUAUCCUUGGGGCAUCUCUUGCCUUGUUCUUCCGGUUGGGAACUGGUGUUUUUGUUUCUGGCUAUUCCGCAUCGUUUGUUUCUGAGAAUGAAAUUCCACCUGGCCAAUAUUGUUUAGAAGUAGGAGGCUCUAAGGUGAAGGAGACCUCAAAGAUAGGCCCUCGUCCAGAGAAGCCUAUUGAGAUAUAUGAGUUUGAAGGUUGUCCAUUUUGUCGAAAGGUUAGGGAAAUUGUUUCAGUUUUGGAUCUUGAUGUUCUGUUUUAUCCUUGCCCCAAAAAUGGUCCAAAUUUUCGUCCCAAGGUCGCUAAGAUGGGUGGAAAGCAGCAGUUCCCCUACAUGGUGGAUCCAAAUACAGGAGUUGCUAUGUAUGAAUCAGAUGAAAUAAUGAAGUAUCUGGUUGGAAAAUAUGGUGAUGGAAGGGUUCCAUUCAUGCUAUCACUUGGUCUACUGACGACACUGGCUGCAGGAUUUGCCAUGAUUGGUCGCAUGGGAAAGGGAUCUUCCUACAAUCCAUCAAAAUUGCCUCCCAAGCCACUUGAGAUAUGGUCAUAUGAGGGUUCUCCAUUCUGUAAGAUUGUGCGAGAAGUGCUUGUGGAAUUAGAGUUACCACACUUUCAACGCAGUUGUGCUCGCGGCAGCCCAAAAAGACAGAUCCUCUAUGAGAAAGCUGGACAUUUUCAGGCGCCAUACUUAGAAGAUCCAAAUACAGGAGUGCAAAUGUUUGAAAGUGCAGAAAUAGCGGAGUACUUGAGAGCUACUUAUGCUCAAUAAUUAAUCAAAGCUUUCUUAGGGAGAUUCUUCUUCUCAUCUUGUGUUAUGCAUAUUCCCAACUUUUUUUCACUUUAAUAUUCCACCACUUUGUAUAUUGAAUCACUCCAGCAGAGCUAGCUCAAGUGGUAAGGGUGGGUGGAAUUUGGCUAGGGUUCUUAGGUUCAAGCUGUGUUACUCCCUCUUAUAUUUGACAAAAGAAAAAGAGUUAGCUAGGUUCCUAUAUUUUUUAUUUGUGUUCUUUGUAAUGAAAAACAGCUUCAAUA